ACAUGUGUAGUAGGCGGGUUCUGGUAGUUGCGACAGGAACAGUUCAUUGGAAUUUGUUAACUGUGUAGCCUGCCGUUUUGAGCAAUAUCCUGGGGUUUGGCUGUGUUGGAAAUGCAUUUUGUCUGUAUUUUUUAGUUAGACAGACAAAAGGCUCUCAAAUAGGUAUAGCCUAUUCAUAUGGACAUUCAGAUACACUUCAUAUAGUUUCACGUAGACACAACAACAUUUGAAAAUGGCCUGGGUAAGGAUAGUCCGCAUUUCCCUGAUCUUGGUUUUAAGCCAACAGGUCGUCUCUUACGAAUUAAUCGAACAAAAGGACCAAUUGUGAUGUUUAUGGGACAUAUUGGAGUGCCAACAAAAGAAGCUCGUCAAAGUUCCUCCUCCUGUCAACAUGAGCCUCAUCUGCCACAAUUUUCACAAUGUGAUCUAUUGGAACUACAGUGAACCAUCUCUGCAGCCACAGUUCAAUGUGGAAAUGACAAGAAAAUAUUCUGGUGCUGCCUUGGUUUGUUCAAACACUUCCCUCUACCACUGCGAUGUCUCCUCAUUUACCAAAGUAAUAGAAGAGGGCUACCGUUUCAUAUUGACUGCUGUUGGACAGAAUACCAAUUACUCUGAAAUUUCAUUCACCUACGAUGAUACAAUGUAUCCAGACCUGGUGGAUGUACAGUGCUCAUUGGAUUUCCCACCUGUCAACAUCUCUGCUGUAUCUGAUCAAAUGAUCAAAGUUCAAUUCAUUCACCCAUUUCACAUCUACAAAUAUGCCAUCAUCAAAAAUGAAAGACCAGAUCAUAAGGAAUUUGAUUACAUGGUUGUCGCAGAAGAUCACUUGAAACAACACAGCUUUGCCUGCUCUUACAAGCAACACCAUGUGUGUGAGGCUGAAAUACCAGUCGAUGAAAAGAUGGAUAGGCACUGCGUCAAGAUGAAAGGAAAAAUGAACAAUGUUCAUGUCUCAGCUCACCAGAACAUAUGCAUUGAGGGGAAGCAUGGGGAUUCCGGUCCUAGCUACACUGCCCUCUACAUUGUGAUCCCUAUCGUUGCCAUAGUGGUGAUUGCGUUCAUCGUGUGGCUGAUAUACAGUAAACUGACAAGCGGCUCAUUCCCUCAACCAAAGAUUUUGGCUUCCAUACUGUCACAUAUGGGUUCAGUUAGGUCACUUAUGCUCCCUGAGAGAGCCAUCCUGAGUGAGGUACAAACAGGUGGCUCCCCCCUGCUGCAGACCCCCACGGAAUCUUUGCCAGAUGAGACCCUCACAGUCUUCAGUACCCCCCAGGAAGAGGUCCUCCGCCUCCCCAUUGGACUGAAAGACCAGGAGUGGAGCGGUGGGGAGGUCAUGUUGCCUAACGAGGGGUCAGGCUAUGACGUCCCCCAUAGACCUGUGAUUAUUCCUGUGAUAGAGGAGAUGAGUCCUGGGGACACUGUUACAGGAUACAAAAUCUGAGUUUCUCAAGAAAAAGGAUGAUAAUAUUUUAUAAAUGUAUUUAAACAGGGAAAUCCCAUUUGAGACCAUUGUGCCAUUUUACAAGGGCAGUAACAUACAAAACACAAUCAUGAAAAACAAACACAUUUGUCUUUGCACAUGCUCAGCUACCAAUCAUUUCCCUGUUCCUCUCACUAUUUAGGUAGUCUAUGGUGGAGAUAAAGAGGGUAAUCAAAGGGAUGGCCUUCAUUAUGGUUUUUCCAAUUCAUCACUUGGGACUGUUGCCUAAUCAGGGGAACCAUUGAUAGACAAUGUGAAACCCAAGUGGUACAUAGUGGUAUUGCAUGUUCAGAACAAGUUUUUUUUAAAUGUCCUCAUUCCUGACCUGCAUGCCCUAUUGUCAUGUUGAAUUUCAUUAGGCCAAAUUUAAGACAGUUCCUAUAGCAUCUUUGUACAAAAAAAGCAAGUUCCUUUUAUCCAGAUAUUAUUUUACUGUGCCAUUAAUGUUUUUGUCUUGUGCUGUGUAUAUUUGCACUUUUACAUGACUCUCAUGCAUGUACAAUGUUCAAAAAUAUUAUUCGGAACAUGUCCUAUUAUAUUCCGAUGAACACGUUAUACCAAUGCAAGGGGAUUGCUAUGGUGGUGAUGAUUUCUGUUGCUGUAAUUUCUGAUGCCUUGCUUAGAUUACGAUAUUGAAUUCAUCUUACUAUCCAAAUGCAUUGUAUGCAGCCAUGGUUAGAGCGUUGGGCUGGUAAUCGAAAGGUUACUGGAUCGAAUAUCCGAGCUGACAAGAAGAAAAAUCUGUCGUUCUGCCCCUGAGUAAGGCAGUUAACCCACCUUUCCCCGGGUGCCGAAGACAUGGAUGUCGAUUAUGGCAGUCCUCUGCACCUCCCUGAUUCAGAGUGUUUGGGUUAAAUGCUUCAGACACAUUUCAGAUGAAUGCAUUCAGUUGUACUAUUGACUAGGUAUCCCCCCCUCCCUUCCCUCUACAGUUGUAGCCCAUUUAACGACGAGAAAGCUGAAGAAAACGUGGACAAUAUGCAUACUUUCUUCAUGAAACACCAUUUUCCACCUCCAUGAUCGAGUGGCAAAUGCCUAGGAAUGCUACUUCCUGAUGUUGCACCCCGCGUUCAGCCUAGGGUGAACAACAGACUGCUGCAACCUGAGUGGCUGAACGUGAAACGCAACAUCCGGGACUAACAUUUAGCCACUAUCAUGGUGGUGGAAAAUUGUUUCAUGAGGAAAACAUGCAUAGUUUUCCUGUUUUUAUCCGCCUUUUCGCCAAUAAAUUAAGGAGGAAAUCGAAGCCUUUGCAGCCUGAAUGGAGAACGUUUUAGGUACGAACCUGUCCACAGGGGAUACAAGUAUAUUGCCAGCUGCAUUUGGACGGUAAGAUUAACUCAAUAUCGCCAUCUGCGGUCUUUAGGUUACCUCAUACCUAAUCAUUUUGGUUUUUAUUGUGUACAUCUGUAUAUUGUAUUUUUGAUAUAGCUGCAAUUAUCUUUUUUUAAAUAAAUAAUAAGGCUGUUUUUUAAA
Oncorhynchus tshawytscha (Chinook salmon) is the source of this 2959-nucleotide messenger RNA. RefSeq names its product interferon gamma receptor 1-like. The transcript has 8 exons. Gene Ontology annotation, molecular function: protein binding. The record is from RefSeq and is a predicted model, not a curated record. Lineage: Eukaryota; Metazoa; Chordata; Actinopteri; Salmoniformes; Salmonidae. Bases 392 to 1444 code for a protein of 350 amino acids.